Molecule: messenger RNA, 1514 nt
Organism: Rhododendron vialii
Lineage: Eukaryota; Viridiplantae; Streptophyta; Magnoliopsida; Ericales; Ericaceae
Product: syntaxin-112-like
Exons: 3
Coding region: 335-1225 (296 amino acids)
Biological process (GO): exocytosis; vesicle fusion; intracellular protein transport
Cellular component (GO): endomembrane system; SNARE complex; plasma membrane
Molecular function (GO): SNAP receptor activity; SNARE binding
Source: RefSeq, a predicted model, not a curated record
CUCUAUAUAUAUAACGGCUACUACCGAUUUGUAACCCCCCCGGCCCCCCUCUCCCCCUUCAACAUUUUGAAUUCAAAAAAGGAGAGAGAAAACCCCCAACGGAAAGCCACCGCCACCGGCAAACCCGCCUCCUCUUCAUUAGUCUAUUAAGUUCCAGAGACUCUUCUCUCUCUCUCUCUGCCUCUUCUUUCUGGAAGCCCUCCAUUGCCCUCAGCCCUGGCAGAGACACACUUCAAGAUCUUUUCUUGAAGGUAUCUAUCGCCCGAGAAAACCCAAUUCCAGAAUCACCAAAACCAAAUCAAAUCAAGGUGGGUAUUGUGAUACAGUAGCAAAGAUGAAUGAUCUUAUGACCAAAUCGUUCCUCAGCUUCAUCGAAUUGAAGAAACAGGCCAUGAAAGAUCUUGAGGCCGGGCCAGAUCUUGAAAUGGGUCAACUUGACCCAGUUGAUGAGAAGAACCUGUCACAGUUCUUCGAACAGGUGGCCGGAAUCAAAGCAGAUAUGGAAGAGAUUACUAAUCUCCUCCUGGAUCUUCAAUCCCUAAACGAAGAGACGAAAUCCACUCACAGUGCUAAAGUUAUCCGAGGCCUUAGAGACCGAAUCAACUCAGACAUGGUUGCUGUUCUUCGGAAGGCGAAAAUCAUCAAAACAAAAUUGGAAUUGCUUGAUCAAUCCAAUGUAGUUAACCGGAGCAUAUCGGUUGGAUUCAAAGAGGGAAGCCCCGUGGAUCGAACAAGAAUGUCUGUGACUAAUGGGUUGAGAAUCAAGUUGAAAGAUAUGAUGAAUGAUUUUCAGUGCUUGAGGGAAAAGAUUGUUAAAGAGCAUAAGGAAGGGCUUAAGAGGAGGUACUAUAGUGCCACAGGACAGGAACCCACUGAGGAAAUGAUGGAAAAGAUGGUUUUGGGAAAUGGGCAAGUUGGGAUUUUCGAAGGGAAGGGAGAUUUGGUGAUGGAGAAUCAAGAAAGGCAUGAGGUAUUGAAGGAGAUUCAGAGGAGCUUGACCGAGCUCCACCAGGUUUUUCUUGAUAUGGCUGUUUUGGUUGAGACUCAAGGCGAAAAGAUCAAUGAUAUCCAGGAAAACGUCGUCAGUGCCGCGGCCUAUGUCAGUGGGGGGACAAAGGAACUUGUUCAAGCUAAGGAGAUGAAGAAGAGGAGGGAUUGGGUUUGCUGGGUUGGGAUUGUGGUGCUGCUGGUGUUACUGGUAUGCCUUUUCGCAAUUCUGACCUGAAAUUUGGGGAAUUAAAACUUGAUUUUUAUUGGGUCUUCUGAUUUUGUUUGUUCUGUUUUGAGGUUUGCUUUUCAAGUACUCACUUGUUUGAGCUUUUGGGUUAUGAAUGGGGGAGUUAAUACGUAUACCAGUAUAUGUCAUUAUGGGGGCAAUGUGAUUGAUGAUAUCUGUUCAUCUUUGAGUCUACAGUUUUGUAAUUUUGGCAAUGAAUUGGAUUGGAUUGGAUUCAAGAGAUUUGAAAUAGUAUUUGAUUGAGAUUUACACAAUGUAAUGGUUGUCUUCUUUCGUA